Messenger RNA from Ahaetulla prasina, 1507 nucleotides. It is a transcript of the gene UTP23, whose product is annotated as UTP23 small subunit processome component. Bases 198 to 941 code for a protein of 247 amino acids. Gene Ontology annotation, molecular function: small ribosomal subunit rRNA binding. The record is from RefSeq and is a predicted model, not a curated record. The transcript is spliced from 3 exons. Gene Ontology annotation, cellular component: small-subunit processome; nucleolus. Lineage: Eukaryota; Metazoa; Chordata; Lepidosauria; Squamata; Colubridae.
UGAAUUCUUGCAGCCUGGUUCUUAAUUGUUAUCAGAACCGUUCCCCACGUGUUUCAGACAGGAACACACUGCGCAUGCGUCAGCGUGGUCUCUCCUUCCGUUAAAGGAACCAGCCAAACUUCCGGUUAAAGAGAGGUAGAGGGCUGCCUGCUUUUUGUGAGGUCUUCUCGUAUGUUUGCGCUCCUUCGGCUCCCGUUAUGAAGAUCACCCGGCAGAAGCAUGCCAAGAAGAACAUGGGCUUCUACAAAUACAAUUUUGGUUUCCGGGAGCCUUUCCAGGUGCUGGUGGACGGCACCUUCUGCCAGGCUGCCCUGCGCAACAAGAUUCAGAUACGCGAGCAGUUACCGGGUUACCUGGCCGGAGCCACGCAACUCUGCACGACGCGAUGUGUGUUAAAAGAAUUGGAAUGCUUGGGGAAAGAGUUGUAUGGUGCAAAACUAAUUGCACAGAGAUUUCAACUUCGCAACUGCUCUCAUUUCAAAAAUCCAGUGAGUGGUUCAGACUGCCUCUUGUCCAUGGUUGAGGAUGGUAAUCCACACCAUUAUUUCAUAGCUACACAGGACCAGCACCUGGCUACAAAAAUAAAGAAAAGGCCUGGAAUUCCUCUGCUAUUUAUAAUUCAGAAUACAAUGGUUCUGGACAAGCCUUCCGCCAAAUCCUUGGCUUCAAUACAAGCAAUCCACACAAACCAGCUUAUUCCAGAACACCAUAAACAAACCAUUACUUUUCUGAAAGAGAAACAAGGUCUGGUGAAAACUUCAGAACCCAAAAAAAGAAAGCGGAAAAGGGCUGCUGGGCCAAAUCCUCUCAGCUGUCUGAAGAAAAAGAGAAAAACUGAAGAAUCCCAACAGUCUUCCACAUCUAAGAAAAAGGGAAAACAGAAGCGCAAUAAAAGGAAACCAGACACUAUGACUGCAGUUGUCCAAGAUAUGAAAGACUAACAUUAUUCUGAAUAGUUGAUGAGCAUUUCUGUUUUGCGGACUUUAGAUAUGUAGUUAAUGCUUUUUAAAAAAUAAAUCAUACUUUGUUUUCUAAAAAGAAUAGUUUACCAUGUAUGUCAUGUUGAUGCCAUGUGAAAAGAAUUCUACAAAUUUUUUUAGCAUCUCAUUUCAAAGAAAUUGUGUGUAUAUAGGAGGGAGCAUACUUCUUCCCUACAGUAGAUAAAGGGAAGCUGUAUGCGCCUUCCCAUAUUUAGGUAGACCAGGUUGCUUCAAUAGGAGGGAAAAAAACCCCCACUUGAUCUUUCCCCUGGUGCAGCUGAUAAAGAGGAGAACCUGUGGCUUAGUGGUUAAUACAUCUGCCUAAUAUGCAACCAAGCCCAGGAUUGAAUCCCAGAAGGUUAUGGCUAGCUGAUGAGAACUAAACAGCUUGAAAUAGAUCUAUACUAGUCUCCCUUUAUUUCGUCAGUAAAUUUAACACAUUAUAUACAUACAUACAUACAUACAUACAUACAUAUAUAUGUAGGUCUUUGGUUAUUCGGGUUUUCUCCCGCGUAAAAUUGGAAGUG